AUGGCAGCAGAACAGACUCCAGCAGCUUCUGUCAUCGACAGGGCCAUCAAGAUAAGGAAGGAGAUUGAAGCCCGGAAAGUGGUCUUGGCCUGGGGAUUCCUUAAUGUGUCCCUUGCAGGCAUGAUAUAUACUGAAAUGUCUGGAAAACUCAUAAGUUCAUAUUACAACAUCACAUACUGGCCACUCUGGUAUAUUGAACUUGUACUUGCAUCUCUAUUCAGCCUGAAUGCCUUAUUUGAUUUCUGGAUGUACUUCAAAUAUACGGUGGCACCGACCAGCUUGGUCAUGAGUCCUCGCCAGCAGAACCUGCUGGGGCUGCAGAAUGCAGCGGUACAAACAACUCCACCGCGUGAGCUGGCAGCAAAGAAAGCCCCGUCUUUGACACCUUCUCCUCCCCUCCGGGGCCAGAGUGUCCUGAGUUACAGUCCGUCCCGCUCCCCUAGCGCCAGUCCAAAGUUUACUACCGGUUGUAUCCCAGGGUACAGCCCUCAACUACAGGCUCUGUCAAGCACCAGCGCUUCUUACGGCAGUGCUGGAACCUAUUCACCAGGCAGCAGCUACAGUAAGGUUUCCAGCUUCAGCUCCUCUCCCAGCGGGUCACCGUACCCCUCUAGCGUUGGGCCAGUGGAAAGCAGCAGUUUAAGGUCUCGUUACCGCUCUUCCCCCAUUCUGUAUAAUUCUCCUACGGGUGAAGAGGAUUAUAUGACAGACCUCAAGGCACUGCACACCUUCCUUCGGAACGAAGAACAGAAGCAGCAGAGAGUCCAACUAGGAAGUUCAGAUUCCAGCUCUCCUUCCACCAGCCCAACUUUCUGGAGCUACAGCCGUUCCAUCGCUGACUGUGCACAGGUACUGAGAAAGUUCCAGUACCAGCUGGCCUGCAGGUCCCAGGCUCCAUCAGCACACAAGGAUGAAGCUGAUCUGAGCUCAAAACAGGCUGCAGAAGAGGUUUGGGCGCGAGUGACGAUGAACCGGCAGCUCCUUGAUCACAUGGAUUCCUGGACUGCCAAGUUCAGAAAUUGGAUUAAUGAGACUAUUCUAGUGCCACUUGUCCAAGAGAUCGAGUCUGUGAGCACUCAGCUGCGAAGAAUGGGGUGUCCGGAGUUGCAGAUCGGAGAAGCCAGCAUCAGCAGUCUGAAGCAGGCAGCGCUCGUUAAAGCUCCGCUCAUUCCAACCCUCAACGUGCUUGUGCAGUAUCUGGAUCUUACCCCAAACCAGGAGUAUUUGGUUGAGAGGAUCAAAGAGCUUUCUCAGGGAGGAUGCAUGAGUUCCUUCCGAUGGAACAGAGGAGGGGAAUUCAAAGGCCGCAAGUGGUACACGGACCUGCCCACCGACUCCUCUAUCAUCAUGCACGUGUUUUGUACUUACCUUGACUCCAGGCUGCCGCCUCACCCCAAAUAUCCUGACGGCAAAACCUUCACGUCUCAACACUUCAUUCAGACACCAGAUAAACCAGACACUUCCAAUGAAAAUGUAUUUUGCAUUUACCAGAGCAGCAUCAACCCACCUCACUAUGAGCUGAUAUACCAGCGCCACGUCUACAGCCUGCCCCAGGUACGGUGGUGGGAGCAGUGUCCUCCGCCUGUCAGGAAACCUGAUUUGGGUUGGAUUUGGGAUGAUUUUUUUUUUUCCAAUUCUAGCCACAUUUAUUGACUGUUGACACUUCGGCUGGCUCAAGUGCAGGCAGUAAACCUUAGCUUGGCCUUUGACCAUGAUGUUAUAAUUAAUCUGCUCCAAAAUAGUAGUUUUAGUGUCUGUUUAAGAUUCAUACGUACCUAGGUAGUAGGUUCCUCUUGUUUAUUUU
Messenger RNA from Athene cunicularia (burrowing owl), 1804 nucleotides. It is a transcript of the gene TMEM209, whose product is annotated as transmembrane protein 209. The coding region runs from base 1 to 1653 and encodes 550 amino acids. Gene Ontology annotation, cellular component: membrane. The transcript has 12 exons. Lineage: Eukaryota; Metazoa; Chordata; Aves; Strigiformes; Strigidae. The record is from RefSeq and is a predicted model, not a curated record.